AAGGGUUUAGUUGUAACUUAGACACCACCAAUUUUAGCUUUCUUCUCUCUAUCUCACCUCUCUUGAGUUGGUUCAAACUCAUACACCAUUCUCUAAAACUUGUUUACCUUAUGAAAAUGGAUGUUUGCCAAAAUGUAUCAAUUUCUGGUGACUGCAAACAAGAGAAACUCCUCAACCCUUCAAGUAGUCUUGACGACCUCUUUUCAGCUCAAAACAUGGAAGUGAAUGUUGAAAUGGAGUGGCUUUCAGUGUUUGUUGAAGACUGUUUCUCAAGCCCACAAAGCUGUGUCUUGUUACCCUCAAAUGCUCAAAACACAGCAACUACUACCAUUUCAUCAAACCCUUCAAACACAACAAACAAACCAAAGCAACAAAAUGAGUCACCUUUUGCAGUUCCAGGCAAAGCAAGAAGCAAAAGGAAGAGACUUUCAGCUCCAAGAAGACCAAAAGACCCUUUGAGCAUUUUAUCAAACACCUUAAACCCACAAAAUGAGUCACUAUGUUAUGACCCUCCUCUUCUAAAACAAACCUAUUGGUUAGCUGACAGUGAACUCAUUGUACCUAAAGUAGACAUUGACACAGAGGUUGUUGAAAAGGAAGUUCUCAAAAAGGAAAGGUUUGAUUUUGAGGGCUUUGAGGCUGAAAAUGAUGUUAACAAUGGACAAAAUCCAGUUCUUCCAACAAGAAGAUGCACUCAUUGUUUGUCACAGAGGACACCACAAUGGAGGGCAGGACCAUUAGGACCAAAGACAUUGUGCAAUGCUUGUGGUGUGAGGUACAAAUCUGGGAGGUUGUUACCAGAGUAUAGGCCUGCUAAGAGUCCAACUUUUGUGAGCUAUUUGCAUUCUAAUUCACAUAAGAAAGUCAUGGAGAUGAGGAUGAAUGUUGUGUCUUCUAUUCCUAGUGAGUAGUUUUUGGUUUAGUAUUGUUAUACAUUUUUAUGUAAAUCAAAGUUUAGUUUUCAUUUUAGGUGAAAUUUUAAUUAUUUGGUAUUAGAGAUAGUAUUUAGAUGAGGGAUUAGUGCUAUGAUUAUUGGAACAUCGGUUAAUUUAUAUAUGGGUUAAUUUCUUGUUUCAAACUA
Vicia villosa (hairy vetch) is the source of this 1081-nucleotide messenger RNA. RefSeq names its product GATA transcription factor 4-like. Gene Ontology annotation, biological process: regulation of DNA-templated transcription. The transcript has 2 exons. Gene Ontology annotation, molecular function: zinc ion binding; sequence-specific DNA binding. NCBI's taxonomy places the organism in Eukaryota, Viridiplantae, Streptophyta, Magnoliopsida, Fabales, Fabaceae. The record is from RefSeq and is a predicted model, not a curated record. The coding region runs from base 111 to 911 and encodes 266 amino acids.